AUGGACACCAUUGAUACCGUCGACGCCCCCCUUACAAGGGUCGCGCAGCCCAACGGAGCUCUCACCGUUAAGAAUGCGCGCACAGAGUUCCGUUCCAAGGCGGAGCUGGAACGCAUUCGCCGGCAACGACAGGCGCAAAAAGCGUACGGCCGCGGUCGCCAAAUCGAUGUCAAGAGCGUCCGCGACAAGAAACUACGACGAAACCUGACGAACCUCGAGACGAAAUACAAGACGGCGGCUCUGAAAUCGAAGGAGGCUGAGAUCUUGCUCGAAAACACGUCGGGAUUCCUCGAAGCCGAGACCGAACUCGAACGCACCUAUCGGGUUCGCCAGGACGACAUCCAGAAGGAGGUUGGCAUUGAUGUCGCGCAAAAGAAGUUUGAACUUAAACUUGAAGGACUGGGUCCGUAUGUGUGUGAAUACAGCAGAAAUGGUCGCGAUCUGAUCCUGGCGGGGAGGAAAGGCCAUGUCGCGACGAUGGACUGGCGGGAAGGGAAGCUUGGGUGCGAGCUGCAGCUGGGUGAGACGAUUCGAGACGCCCGAUUUCUUCAUAACAACCAAUUCUUUGCUGUGGCACAGAAAAAAUACGUCUACAUCUAUGACUCGAGUGGUGUCGAGCUCCACUGCAUGAAGAAGCACGUGGAGGUCUCACAUAUGGAGUUCCUCCCGUACCAUUUCUUGUUAGCGACGUUGAGCAUCAACGGCUACUUGAAGUACCAAGACACCUCGACCGGCCAAAUAGUAACCGAGAUCCCGACCAAGCUCGGAACACCCGUCUCUCUCACACAAAACCCCCACAACGCCAUUCUCCAUGUUGGGCAACAAAACGGCACCGUCACAUUAUGGUCUCCCAACUCAUCAGAACCCCUUGUCAAACUCCUUGCGCAUAGGGGGCCGGUACGAUCGCUAGCUGUCGACCGAGAAGGGCGAUACAUGGUGUCAGCGGGACAGGACAACCGGAUGGCGAUUUGGGAUAUUCGCAACUUCAAGGAGGCCGUCUCCAGCUACUUCACAAGAUCGCCAGCGACAUCCCUCGCAAUAUCUGAUACAGGGCUCACCGCCGUUGGGUGGGGGACCAAAACAACAGUCUGGAAGGGCCUGUUCUCGAAGGAAAGGGCAGUGCAAGAAAAGGUGCAAAGCCCAUACAUGACGUGGGGCGGCGAGGGACAGGCCAUCGAAAGGGUUCGGUGGUGUCCGUAUGAAGACGUUCUCGGCCUAGGGCACACCGAGGGGUUCUCAUCUCUCAUCAUCCCCGGCGCCGGCGAAGCCAACUAUGACGCGUUGGAAGUGAACCCCUUCGAGACCAAGAAGCAGCGGCAAGAGGGUGAAGUCAAGGGCCUGCUCAACAAGCUCCAGCCGGAGAUGAUUGCUCUGGAUCCCAACUACAUCGGAAAUCUGGAUCUGCGGUCCGAGGAGCAGCGCAAGGCCGACCGUGACCUAGACUCGCCGGCGGUGGAUGUCGUCGAGGAGAUGCGAAACAGGGCCCGCGGCAAGAAUGGCGCGCUCAAGAAAUACCUGCGUAAGCAGCGUAAGAAGAACAUCAUUGAUGAGAAGCGGCUCAAGGCGGAGGAGAUGUACAAGGAGAUGCAGGAGAAGAAAGACGAACGACACAAAGAACGAAAGGCUGAACUAGGGCCGACAUUGGCACGCUUUGCCAAGUCAUAG
Dichotomopilus funicola is the source of this 1665-nucleotide messenger RNA. Its product is annotated as WD40-repeat-containing domain protein. Gene Ontology annotation, cellular component: small-subunit processome; nucleolus; 90S preribosome. The transcript is spliced from 2 exons. Bases 1 to 1665 code for a protein of 554 amino acids. The record is from RefSeq and is a predicted model, not a curated record. NCBI's taxonomy places the organism in Eukaryota, Fungi, Ascomycota, Sordariomycetes, Sordariales, Chaetomiaceae. Gene Ontology annotation, molecular function: protein binding. Gene Ontology annotation, biological process: maturation of SSU-rRNA from tricistronic rRNA transcript (SSU-rRNA, 5.8S rRNA, LSU-rRNA).